AUGGCACCACUCCAGUCAAUCCCUAAAUCACCGCAAUAUCUCAAUUCAUACCCCUCGAUAUUCCGCUCAUCAUCAACAUCCUCAAAUGGCACAUACCAUCUUGCCACCUCUGGGGACUACACACGCGUAUACCGACGGUCCGUCUCGCCAAGCACGCCCGACUUGCGUGCAUACGGCUACCAGAAUGAGAACGGAUCAUGGACAUGCGCCUACCCAGGCUGUGCAUCCAAAGCGGUGUUCACACGAGGAUGUGACCUACGGAAACAUCACAAACGACACACGAAAGGUUACUUCUGCUCUCAUGAGAGUUGUCUGCAGAGUACGGGAGGCGGGUUCUCGAGAAAGACGGAUCUAGCCAGGCAUAUGGCAAGUCAUCAGCCCAGUAUUGUUUGUGAGUGGGAUGGGUGCGAGAGGGUUUUCAGUAGAGUGGAUAGCAUGGUAUGUGGAGCGAUCGUUGUUUCUUGGAACGUUGCUAACGAGUUUUUUAGAGGGUUCACGUUAAGAGGAUACACUUGAAGAGUAUUCGUGGAGAGGUACGAAACCGAGUCAACUCUGCCUAAGCUUUGAAUUGAGCAGGCCGCUUGC
This is a messenger RNA of Pseudovirgaria hyperparasitica, 585 nucleotides long. RefSeq lists its product as uncharacterized. NCBI's taxonomy places the organism in Eukaryota, Fungi, Ascomycota, Dothideomycetes, Acrospermales, Acrospermaceae. Bases 1 to 516 code for a protein of 171 amino acids. Gene Ontology annotation, cellular component: nucleus. Gene Ontology annotation, biological process: regulation of transcription by RNA polymerase II. The transcript has a single exon. The record is from RefSeq and is a predicted model, not a curated record.